UUCGUACAAAUUAACUUAUUUUAAUUUCGUUGCUGUAAUUUUAUCACCUCAAACGCCAGUUGAUGUUGAAAAAAGUUAAAAUUUACUAUGUUUUAUAAAAUCGAACUAUGCAAAAAUUGGGUAUUACUUUUACUAGGAGUUGGAUGCUAUCGAAAGAACUAAUGCCCAUGAUGGCAAUACUACAGCGAAUAGUAAUAGCAACGUUAGUGACUUUAAGCCUAAAAAACAUUUGUGUGCUAACAGAGAUGGCGGAAGGAAUUUGUGAUAACAUUAACAAAGAAGAAAGUACGGAGAGUGGAUGUGGAUGUUCUUUAAACAGGAAAACUCCUGAAGAAAACUUCAAGACAGUGUUAGAUCGCGAGUCUGUAAAAACCAGUUCAGAUGAAUCAGAGUCUAGUCAUAGUAGUACUAUUCAUUCAAAUACAUAUUCUGAUGUUGUUAUUAAUAAACAAACACCUGAAAAUAUUCGAACAAAUCACAUGGUUUUCAUAAAAGGUGGAGAAUUUCAGAUGGGAACAAACAAGCCAGUUUUAGCUGACGGUGAAGGCCCAGUUAGACAGGUUAAAUUAAGCAGUUAUUUCUUAGAUGUGUUUGAAGUCAGCAAUAAAGAGUUUGAGGUUUUUGUUAAUCAGACAGGCUUUGUGACAGAGGCUGAGAAGUUUGGAGAUUCUUUUGUGUUGGAAGGAAUGAUCAGUGAAAAAGUCAAGAAGGGCAUCACACAGGCUGUAGCAGCUGCCCCCUGGUGGCUCCCAGUAAAAGGAGCUGAUUGGAAACAUCCAGAAGGACCAGAUACUGAUAUUACUGGAAGAAUGGAUCACCCAGUUAUACACGUGUCUUGGAAUGAUGCUACUGCUUAUUGCCACUGGGCAAGGAAGAGAUUACCUACAGAAGCUGAGUGGGAGAUGGCUUGUCGAAGUGGACUCAAAGAUAGACUGUUUUCCUGGGGAAACAAAGUGAUGCCUUUCGAUGAACAUUACAUGAACAUCUGGCAAGGAGAAUUUCCGAUUAACAACACUGCCGAUGAUGGAUUCUUAGGAACAGCUCCAGUUACGAAUUUUCCUGCCAACAAGUUUGGUCUGAAGAAUAUGCUUGGCAAUGUUUGGGAGUGGACACAAGACUGGUGGACAGUCUAUCAUUCACCUGAGCCAGCAGAAAAUCCAAAGGGUCCAAAAACAGGUCAAGAUAAAGUCAAAAAAGGAGGGUCUUAUAUGUGUCACAAAAGCUACUGUUACCGCUAUCGUUGUGCUGCUCGAAGUCAGAACACACCUGAUACAUCAUCUGGAAAUCUUGGUUUUCGCUGUGCAGCUAAUCAUCUUCCACCGUACUUAAAAGAAGAGGCUUCUAGGGGGUGACAGAGAAAUUAUGAUACUUUUAAACACAUGUUUAUUGGUUUAAGUCAUAUUAAGUGUGAAUUAAAGUGGUUACUGUGUAAAAAUUGCGUUAUGUUUUAAAGUUUUAUCAUCAAAUAGCUGAAAAGGCACAAAAUGCUGUCAAAUUAAUGACUUGACAUUAGCAUGUUAAAACUGCACAAUCGAGUUCCAAGUGGAAGUGAAGAAUACAUAUAAUGCUAAAGCUAACAUUUACUGUCACCUGAAUGGAGAACAGUAAAGAAAGAAUUAUAAUUAGUAUAUUUCACAAUGA
This is a messenger RNA of Limulus polyphemus (Atlantic horseshoe crab), 1641 nucleotides long. RefSeq names its product sulfatase-modifying factor 1-like. Gene Ontology annotation, cellular component: endoplasmic reticulum. NCBI's taxonomy places the organism in Eukaryota, Metazoa, Arthropoda, Merostomata, Xiphosura, Limulidae. The record is from RefSeq and is a predicted model, not a curated record.